AUGGCGAACGGAUGGAGUAUUAUCAUCGGCCUGGUGAUUGUCGCCGGCAUGUGUGUGGCCGCCUGGGUCUUUUCGCCCAAGGGUGAGAACCAAGUACUAUGGCGAUCGUCCCUCAUCCUCGCCUUCGUCAGCUGUUAUCUCAUGUGGGCUAUCACCUUCCUUGCGCAACUACAUCCCCUCAUCGAACCCAGACGUUCCGAUUUGCGCAAAGAAUACAUUCACCACUGA
This is a messenger RNA of Neurospora hispaniola, 228 nucleotides long. Its product is annotated as ATPase, V0 complex, subunit E1/e2. The record is from RefSeq and is a predicted model, not a curated record. Bases 1 to 228 code for a protein of 75 amino acids. The transcript has 3 exons. NCBI's taxonomy places the organism in Eukaryota, Fungi, Ascomycota, Sordariomycetes, Sordariales, Sordariaceae. Gene Ontology annotation, cellular component: vacuolar proton-transporting V-type ATPase, V0 domain. Gene Ontology annotation, molecular function: proton-transporting ATPase activity, rotational mechanism. Gene Ontology annotation, biological process: vacuolar acidification; proton transmembrane transport.